UUAAGAGUGUCGUGACUUUGCUCAGAAAAAUCAUAAACAAAAUCCACUUUGCCAUGUUAAAUGUAUUCAGAUUGUACGGUUUCAAUAGGGUUCUAGUUCAGUACAUGUGAAAAAGAAAGAAAAUGAAUCAAAGCAGUGAACAGAAAGUACACUUCUGGCACUCCUUCAUCCAGUCUCUGAAUCCAAACGAACUGAACCGGACAGUGAAGGUGAUCAGUGGAACUUAUUUACAAGGAUCCUUGUACAAUUUCUCCUUUUCUGCAGGAGAUAUUAUUACGAUCACAGACCUAAUUCCAACUGAACUCAAAGCAGUGAUUCUGGAAAAAGAUAAAUUGGGAAAGACAAUCUUGGAUGUGCCACUUUUCUAUAAAGGGGAAUUUCUGCUCAUUCCAGAUCCAGGUACCUAUGAGACUGUGGGCAAUCUUGUAAACUGUGUGAAGCUAGGGGCUAAGAGAGAAGAACAGCCACGAUUCCAAAACAAGGUGAAAAUUUCCUUGGCUGAUGGCAACGUUCUUAGGAAAGGUGAAGAAUUAGCAUUACUUGGAAUUGAAGAAGGAGUCCAUGGGAAGAUGCUGAAAUGUCAGCUCAUUCAGAGGAAAAAACAUCCAGUUGUACAUCUACCAAUGAAUUGCAGAGGGGUGUUCCAGGAAUGUCACGAUGACAAUUACUACACACUUGAUCAAAUACUCACAUGGAAGAUUGCGGUGGGCCGCAGCCGUAUUGUAAAGCCAGUGACAGGUGUCCCAGCACUCAAAGAACAUUUCUCCAUCUUUCCAAAAAAUUUCAGCGGCCAGUUACUCCUUCAACCCAGUUAUAGCGUCAAAGCGAUCCUCUCAGGUAGGAGACUGUGCACCAACAUUCUGUGCACAGUCUAAAUAUUCUGAUCAAUUUAAAACCUGAAAUGGGUCUUAUCAAUCACACAAAUAAAAAGAACUCCCAAUUUGCCAAAAGUCAUCAUUUUAGUCUGAUUGUACUUGAUUGUUUCUGCAAAUUAAGGCAUGUGGUGAGAGUGACUCUAGGUGAACAUAGAGCAUUUAUUUGCUGUCUUGCAUGUCUGCAAUGAAUUUUCUUCAAUACUAUGUAUGGUGUUGGUCAUCUUGAUUAAGGAAUGAUGCCAAUGCUUUGGAGGUAGUUCACACAAGAUUUGCAAGACUAAUACAGCAAAUGGGUGGGUUAACUUGUGAGGGCAGGUUGAACAGGUUAGGUUUAUAUCCAAUGGAAUUUAAAAGAGUAAACAAUGACUUGAUUGAUAUAUAUAUAAAGAUCCUGAGAGAUCUUAACAGGGUAGGUUUGGAAAGGAUGGUUCCUCUUACGGCAGAAGAUAGAACUUUGGGUCACUGUUUAAAAAUCAGUUUUCACUCUGUUAAAACAGAGAGUGAGGUGAAUUAACUUUUUCUGUGGGUUUUUGGAACUCUCCUCUUGAAGAGGGGGGUGGAAGCAGGGUCUGUGAGUAUUUUUAAGGCAGACAUUGUUAGAUUUUUCUCAAGCAAGUGGGUGAAAGGUUACCAGAUGUGGGUGGGAAUGUGGAUUUGAGGUUACAAUCAGAUCAGCCAUGAUCUUACUGAAUGGCAG
Messenger RNA from Rhincodon typus (whale shark), 1572 nucleotides. RefSeq names its product protein THEMIS3-like. The transcript is spliced from 3 exons. Gene Ontology annotation, biological process: T cell receptor signaling pathway. The record is from RefSeq and is a predicted model, not a curated record. Bases 123 to 875 code for a protein of 250 amino acids. Lineage: Eukaryota; Metazoa; Chordata; Chondrichthyes; Orectolobiformes; Rhincodontidae.